AUGUCCGUCCUUCGGCAAGGAGGGUCCUACCUCCAACGACGUCUCACGAAGAUGUAUACCGACACAAAAACGUCCUGCGAAAGCGUCACAACUGCAUCGUCCAAGGGUACCGAUGACCCGGAGCUCGUGGCUCUGCACCGGAAUUAUCGCACACAAAAGGAUAGAUUAUUAGCCUGGGGCCUGGAUUGGAGCGAUUCCAACGCCGCGCAACCAAACGAUAUCGACGAGUCGUUGACCGAAGCCGGGUUCAGCGAUGUCGUGGCGAGUGUCAUGUCCUCGAUACAGGAGAUACUCAAUGAAGCGGAAAGGUUACAACAUGGGGAAGCUCCGGCACUUCCGCCCAAGAAUGAUAGUGGCGAGUUACCGCCAAAGGAGGAUCUGAUGAUGAAAUCUCACUGGACAGAGGCAGAUAUCAAACGGUCGUAUACUUUGUUGGAUGACUUGACGUCGUGCAUUGAUACACUAUACGAAUUAUCGCAGUCACGCCGGAAUAUGACUAUGAGUAUGGCCUCAACAGCACCAGAUCAGUCCGGCAAGGUCAAAGCGCGGUCGCAGACUUCGAUUCCAAAGUCCCUGAAGCCAGGUGGAUUGGAUGCUCAUCGAUCACUGUCGUUUGAUUCGAAGCCGAUGUCGUAUUCGCACGAUUUCGUCGAGAGCCCGGUUGAUAUGAAGGGGAAGACGUCUUAUAGCAAACAGGAGAAGAUUGAUGUAUCGCCAUAUUCUAAUUUCCAUGCUCUACCGAUUGCGAGAAGGGAAGUUCCGGCGUUGGUGGAACGAAAAGUCAACGAUUCUUUCUCUUCCACAAAACAUCUCUUUAUUGACAGGUCGACGUUACAGCUUUCAGGCGCAUCCCAUGCGAAAAGCCCGCCACCAUAUGAGCAGGUUGCUGCAUCCGCGAAUUCCCGGAUCAUUGGUCGUGUGCAGACCUCUGCUACUCCAUUUAUGACUGGGUUGACCAAGGAAUCGACGAUCCCCAUCCUUGUAGAGUUCACGCCCAUGAUGCUGGAGUCUCAGAGUUCGGUGACGAUUCCCGCCGCCCAGCGCUUGGAGAAAAUCCAUCGUUCUCUGGAUCAGUUGGUGGAAAACUCUCGGGUGUCACACUUGGGCCUGUUAAGGUUUCUUGGCUAUUACAUCGACAUGUCCAAUGCUCGUUAUGCAUUCGUUUAUCAAAUGCCGGUGGACUAUUUCCCAUUCCUGAGCAAUCCCAGCAAUCUCCUUAAGGAAUUGAGACCAAAGACUUUGGUUUCUUUGUUUCAUUCUGGAGAAGAUCAUCAAGAUAUCCCGGUGCCGACUCUCGAAAGCCGAUUCCGUCUCGCUUAUAACCUACUUUUGGCCGUUCUGCACCUGAGGAGUCAAAAUGUCGUUCAUGGAAAUAUUAAUAGCAGCAAUAUAUUGGUCUUUCCAGGCUUGAAUAAUUCCGGUCAGGAUGAGAUUGGAAACUUGAUCGAAGAUUUACGACAUCCCUACCUCACUUCACUUGCACAGUUUUCCGGCAAUGAACCAACUCCCGAACCUCUGUCAGCAAGCAUGUACCGCCAUCCAGACGACAAGCGACUGCUCGAAGAUGAGGUAGCAUGGGCAUACGAUCUGUAUUCUCUGGGUCUUGUUCUUUUGGAAAUCGGUCUUUGGGCACCCAUCAGCCGUCUCUGGAAGAUGAAGUAUAAUAAUGCCAUGUUCAAGCAACGCAUUGAAAACGUCUAUAUCAAGAAGCUGGCUUCGAAAUGCGGCAACGCCUACCUGCACAUCGUUCAACUCUGUCUUGACGCUCCGAACUUUUUGAUGUCGACAGAACCCAUGGCGGACCUAGGGUUCAGAGUUCCUAGGGUUUUCACCUACCCGACUCUGGAAUUCGCAGAGCCUGACAGCCAAUUCGCCUUCUCUGCCAAUUUCAUCUUCACAAUGAGCAAGAUUUUGUCUCAGUUGUGUGCUAUUGAUAUUUACUCUCCUCCUCCUUCUGCGGAUCUUGACGACUGUCUACCACUAGCUCUCGGUCGUGAUCUUGAGUCUGAGCCGGAAUCGAUCGACAAUGCGCCUUCAGCAAAUUUUGCCAAUCUACCGAUCGAACACACUUCAUUGCAUCAACCUUUUCGGGGUGACUUCCAGGAUAGCAAAGCAGUCCAUGAGGUAGUCGACUCCCCAACAGAAAAGAAGGUCAAGAAGCGAACAGUGAAGAAGUUAACAAACGCCGAAAUCCCGCAGGAGCAUCUGAGCCAAUGGAACUUUUACACAAUGCCAAAGCUCAGCAAGCUUCUACACAGAAUACUCAAAGACUCUUCAGAGUCCUGCACGGCCUCUUUGAUGAUGACUGGUGAGAGCGUGGAAACCGCCAAGACGACUAUCUGCGUGACUUGCUCGAAUGUGAAGAAAGUUCGAGCCAUUCUUAAAAAGUACUUUGAAGUCGAGCAGGACUGGGAUUUGAUUGUCCUCCGCGGCGACGUCAGCAGAUCAAAGGUUCCUAGGCGGCGACGACGGAGAGCACAUUCUUCAAACUCACCUGAAACCGAUGAAGCUGCCUUUGUGCAACCAGAUCUGAACCCUCAUUAUCAGCAAAAACCUCUGUGUGGGGCGUCGAUUGGUGCGUUUAAAAAUGAAGAGCACCUACCGCCUGUUUCGUAUGGUGGUGCUAUUCUGAUCGAUGGAAUGCCGUACGGUAUGACCGUUCAUCAUAUGCUCGAAGCGCCUAGUGAGGAUGAAGAUGAAGACGAGGACGAGGCCGAAGCUGAGGAGACGUUACCGCGGUCUUCUGCCAAUCGAGCCGAAAACAUGAAUUUAACGUCCGGUAAUGACCUGACUUCUACAUGGGGCGACCGAGAUCCCGAAACCGACUACGAGCUUGAAUUCACCGACGAUGAUGACGAUGAUUCCGCCUCUCAAGAAGGCGGCGAUUACUGGCUCUCGGACGACGAAUCAUCCGAUGAAGAAGAAUUCUACGAUCCAUACGACGUGGACGACGCAGCAUCGAUCGGAGAUACGGCUGGCGUAGAACCAGAUGAUGAUCCGCAAUUGCUAGUUACUCAACCUGCGAUUGAUGAUGUGCAUGAAGAUUUCUUCCCGUCUCCGGAGGAUCGGGACGAUGAACAUCUCGCCUCGCACAGUUUGGGUUAUAUACAUGCAUCAUCGGGCUUGCGUCGGUGGACGAGAAAAGGCAUCAAACACGAGAUUGACUGGGCAUUGAUUCAACUCAAUGACAGUCGCAUGGACGUCAGGAACGUCAUUUCCAGACCGACCCCAGACAGACCUCCACAACAGCCUCAACAAACUCAUCGCCAAACCCUUCAACCUAACCGAACAUCGCCCAUCUAUCUAACAAAAGUAGCCCGCGUCGAGGAGAUGGGAGGUCUCAAAGUCCAAUGCUGCGGCCGAACAAGCGGCUACCAGCACGGUAAAAUAUCACCUGCAAUGACACUCGUAAAACUCCAUGGCCGCCAAUCAUUUUCCACCAGUUUCUGUGUUGAUGGAAAUUUUGGAGUGCCCGGCGAUUCCGGCGCAUGGGUCUUUGAAGCCUCCAGCGGCCGCGUGUGCGGCCAUGUCCUCGCGUACUCCGAGCGAAGUCGAACCGCAUACAUAGCGCCCAUGCAAGUCCUUCUCGAAGACAUUUCUCGCACCCUCGGCGCCUGCACUGUCGAACUCCCCGGCUCUCAAGGUGACGACAGCAUCUCGUCAGCAGCAAUGUCUCGAAUUUACGACCAACAACAGCAGCCUCGACGCGGUGGGUACAGGGAUAUAUCCAUCAUGGCCGACCAUCGUCAUCAUAACCAGUUGAAUCUACCCAUCGAACUAGGACGAAUAAAUCUGAACCCGCUUGAAGACUCAACUGCGUCCGCGGCAAGUGUGCGUUCCUCAAUCAAUAGAGCGCGAACCCAUCAUCUGGGUGAAGGACCGGGUUCAUCAUAUCAUCGCGCUGGACCGCCGCCGGUGAUGACGCGGGCUGGGGGGAUGGAGAGGCAACCUGCUUGA
Messenger RNA from Talaromyces amestolkiae, 3957 nucleotides. RefSeq lists its product as uncharacterized. NCBI's taxonomy places the organism in Eukaryota, Fungi, Ascomycota, Eurotiomycetes, Eurotiales, Trichocomaceae. The transcript is spliced from 2 exons. The coding region runs from base 1 to 3957 and encodes 1318 amino acids. The record is from RefSeq and is a predicted model, not a curated record.